Molecule: messenger RNA, 508 nt
Organism: Oryza brachyantha (malo sina)
Lineage: Eukaryota; Viridiplantae; Streptophyta; Magnoliopsida; Poales; Poaceae
Product: inhibitor of trypsin and hageman factor-like
Exons: 2
Coding region: 59-331 (90 amino acids)
Biological process (GO): response to wounding
Molecular function (GO): serine-type endopeptidase inhibitor activity
Source: RefSeq, a predicted model, not a curated record
CACCACACGUUACCAACCACACAAUCACCAAAUCAAAACAAGAGAGAACACAGCAACAAUGUCAUAUGAUCAAGCCAAAUGGACUUGCCUCUCCCUACCGAGUUGCCCGGCUGGCAAGUCGGCGUGGCCGGAGCUGGUGGGGAAGAAGGGCGGCGAGGCGAAGGCCGUGAUCGAGAGGGAGAGGCCUGACAUCACCGGAGCAAUCUUUGUUCCGCAGGGCGCCUUCGUCACCGACGACUACUGCUGCAACCGCGUCCGCAUCAUCCUGGAUGGCAGCGCCGGCGCCGACUUGGCCAACGCCAUUGUCGCCGCUGUUCCGGUGAUCGGGUGAGCUGCCUGUGCGGAGGCGCCAUGCGGAACAGAGAAUUUCAUUCGCCUGCGUAGUUCCAAAGGGGAGGGAAAUUUGGCAUAGCAUGUAUCUAUGCUGUGUUUUUCUUCAUCAGAAGAACCGUUUAAAUAAAGAAUUCCCCGCACUGCAGAUCGAUCCUGCAGAUCUGUUCUUUUUGCU